Messenger RNA from Triplophysa rosa, 1602 nucleotides. It is a transcript of the gene hsd17b10, whose product is annotated as hydroxysteroid (17-beta) dehydrogenase 10. Gene Ontology annotation, cellular component: mitochondrion. Gene Ontology annotation, molecular function: estradiol 17-beta-dehydrogenase [NAD(P)+] activity. Gene Ontology annotation, biological process: androgen metabolic process; estrogen metabolic process; fatty acid metabolic process. The coding region runs from base 83 to 865 and encodes 260 amino acids. The transcript is spliced from 6 exons. The record is from RefSeq and is a predicted model, not a curated record. NCBI's taxonomy places the organism in Eukaryota, Metazoa, Chordata, Actinopteri, Cypriniformes, Nemacheilidae.
CGUCCGUAUAUCCGAUUGGCCCGAGUCGCGCUGACGCCUUGCGUGACGCCAUCACUGGCAUGCAAGCAAUUGCAGCGUGAGUAUGGCGAAUAUCAGAAGUGUCAAGGGUAUGGUAGGUCUGGUGACAGGAGGAGCUUCUGGUUUGGGGAGAGCCACUGUUGAGCGACUUAUCAGUCAGGGGGCCAGCGCUGUGAUCCUAGACCUGCCCAGCUCAGAUGGUCACAAACUCGCUGCUUCACUUGGGGACCGUUGUGCGUUUGCCCCAACUGAUGUCACAUCAGAGUCAGAUGUGAAAUCGGCCGUCGAUUUGGCCAAGGAGAAAUAUGGAAAGGUGGACUUGGCGGUGAACUGUGCUGGAAUAGCUGUGGCUGUAAAAACGUACAACUUCAAAAAGGAUCUUCCUCACAGUCUGGAGGAUUUCACCCGUGUUAUCACUGUAAACAUUGCUGGGACGUUUAAUGUGAUCAGAUUGGCUGUAGGGGAGAUGGGGAAAAAUGAGCCCGAUGCUGAUGGGCACAGGGGUUGUAUCAUCAACACAGCCAGUGUUGCUGCUUUUGAUGGGCAGGUGGGCCAAGCUGCAUACUCUGCUUCUAAGGGUGGGAUUGUGGGAAUGACUCUUCCCAUUGCCCGGGACCUUGCACCAAUGGGGAUUCGUGUUGUCACCAUUGCCCCAGGCCUGUUCUCCACGCCCCUGCUUGCAGGAUUACCAGAGAAAGUUCAGAACUUCCUGGCAAGGCAGGUGCCCUUCCCCUCACGUCUGGGAGAUCCAGCUGAGUUUGCACACCUUGUGACUGCGAUAGCAGAAAACCCCAUGAUUAAUGGUGAAGUGAUUCGCUUGGAUGGAGCCAUUCGCAUGCAGCCUUGAAGGAAAUGCUGGGAGAAAAGAAAUAGUGGAGAGACUGAACACUGGGAAAACCUAAAAGUGGUCUAUGGAUGAAUUUUCAACAUAAUACAGUAUAAAAAACUCAGGAUUCUUUGUAUGUAAGCAUCACUGUAUCACUGACGUCCUUUUUUACCUGAUUUUUACACUCUUUAGUCUGGUAUUGAUUUACUGACUGUAUAUAUGCACCACUUGCUACUGUGAUGCAAUAGUGACUGUUCACAUACAUGUAGAUGACAUGUGUCCCUGUGGUAAAAACUGGAUUUGAAGAGAUCACAUCUUUUGACUAGGCCUGAUUAAUGUUUGAAAAAUGCCUGAAGUGUAAUAAUACAAUCAUAAGAAGAGUUAUGCUAAAUAGUAGCUAUGUAUUUGCUGAAUGUCUUUUUGCGUGUAAAAUAAAAAUAUGUAAAGCAUAACUGAGUUAUAAUAAAUAUUUCGGUUGCAAACCUCUUCAGGGAUCACUUGUACUGAACUGAAAAUAUUGCAAGAUGGUACAAUUAAAACACUGGAAUAACAAUACUGUCAAGUAAUACAUUUUAAUUGUGUGAUUCAUACUGGCAUAUUCUGCUUGGUGUUUCUCUUGUUAAAUAAAACUUUUUUAGUCGUUUAUGGACAAAUACCCCAUGAUUUUGUUCAGUAACUGGACCAAUAGAGGGCAGCAUCGAGCAGGACCGGAAGCUCACAGGGCUUUCUUUUUGCUUUUGGCCUUGUAUAUUGUGCAU